This is a messenger RNA of Salvia miltiorrhiza (redroot sage), 470 nucleotides long. Its product is annotated as arabinogalactan protein 12-like. The record is from RefSeq and is a predicted model, not a curated record. The transcript has a single exon. NCBI's taxonomy places the organism in Eukaryota, Viridiplantae, Streptophyta, Magnoliopsida, Lamiales, Lamiaceae. The coding region runs from base 97 to 273 and encodes 58 amino acids.
UCCACUCUCAUAUCAGCACCAGAAAAAUAAAUAAACACAAACAAAAAAUAAUUACAAAAAAAAAGGUAGUAGCUAGUAAUAAGAAAAAUAAUAGAGAUGGCAUUGAAGAUGAAGGUUGUGUUGGCAGCUGUGGCGGUGGCGGCAUUGUCCGUCCAAAACGUGGCGGCGUCCGCGGAGGCAAUGGCCCCGGCACCGGGCCCUUCGGACGCCGCCCCUUUGGUACCGGCGAUGGUGGCUUCCGUUGCUGCAAUGGCCUUUGCAAUGCUCUUUUGAAUUUUGAUCACUUUUUAGCUUUUACUUAAAUUCAUGUCUUCAUUUCUGCAGAGUCGUCCGACUCUCAUUCUUUCAUUCAUAGCAUAUUAGUAAUUUAGCAAUUAGCAUUAGUGAUUGGUACGUUUUGUUUGGGUGGAUGAGGAUGAGGAUGCCCUCCCGUUUAUUCAUUUUUAUAUAAAAUCUAUAUUUCACCGCAA